AUUUAUUCAUAACUUUUAAAUGGACGAUAUUAGGUCAGACCUAAGCGGGAAGGACUCCCAAGCCAAGGCUAGCUGCCAUGAAGACUCUUUUGCUAGAGAAGAAAAUGAGACCAAGAAGUACGCAACACAGCACAGUGACAAUUGCCAUUGGAAAGGAAAAGCACCAGGAAGAACACAAGAAGAUACAGUCGGAAGGAAAAAAUAAGAAGGAGGUCACCAAGGAGGAUUAUGACCAAGUCGUCUCUAUGGGUAAAAGUAUGUGGAAUAACCUUUUUGGGAAAUAUGUAAGCAAGAAGGGAAAGCAACCUGACCACAAAACCCCUAGUAUGGAAGCAGGGUCUGAUAGAGGAAGUGACCAAGGAUCUCAACCUAAAUCUGGGAGAUCUGGCAGUGCUCCGAAAACUAUUUCAGGGUCUCAGAGGAAAUACUCUGGAUCUAAUCCUCCUAGGAGUGGAAGUUCUCCUCGCUCUCAACAUACUAUUGAAGGAGCCCAGGCUAUUCGACAACAAAACGUAGGGACUGGCCUAAUGGCUGUUCUUGGAAACAUGAAGGAAGAGAAGAAGGAAACUAAGAAAGAGAAGAAGGACAAAAAAGACAAGAAGAACAAAAAAGACAAGAAGGACAAAAAGGGCAAAAAGGACAAAAAGAGCAAGAAAAAAGACAAGAAAAAGAAAGACAAAAAGAAGAAAGAUAAAGAAGGAAAGGAUAAGUCUGAAGAGAAGAGCAAAAACAAGAAGGAUAAGAAGGAUAAGAAGGAUAAGAAAGAUAAGAAAGACAAGAAAGGCAAAAAGGAUAAGAAAGAUAAAAAAGAGAAGAAAAAAUAAGAAGAAGGAUAAGAAGAAAGACAAAAAGAAGGGAAAGAAGAAGUCCAAGAGCCGUAGCAGCUCUAGUUCAAGCAGUUCUAGUAGCAGCUCAAGUAGUAGCUCUAGCAGUAGCUCGAGCAGUAGCUCGAGCAGUAAAUCUUCUAAGUCGUCGAAGUCAGCCAAGUCAUUCAAAGUUAAAAAGCACAGAAAAUCUUCUUCUGAAAAGAGCUGGAAGGGUAGUGACCACAGUCUUUCAAGAAAGAGCUUUGUUUCAGAAAGUAUACAACUGAGUGAAGAAGAGAAGGACCGUGUCGGUAAUCUUCCUGAUGGCCAGAGAUCCCAGGUCUUCCUCAAAAGAGCAACCACCAUCGUUAGGAGCAAUAUUGACUUAGAAGGAUCAGAAUCUAUAAAAGGCGAAACUGAUGAUAAUAUCCGAAUGUUGAUGUGUAGUUUAUGCAAGAAUGUACUCGUCAAUCCAAGGAUCUGCUCAGGCUGCCAAGUCGCUAACUGAGAGAUGUGUCUUGAAGAAUGGGGACUCAACCAUAAUAGGUGUCCUAAUGGAUGCUUCAAGUUCAAUUAUACUAGACCAGCUAAAGUGUUAGGUGUCCAACUCAAUAAGUUAAGAAUCAAAUGUGAGAACAAAGAUAACGGAUGCCAUAAAGUGCUAAGAUACGAUGAAAUUCAAAGACAUCAACAAGAAUGUGAAUUUUCUUUGGUUCACUGCAAGAAUGAAGGCUGUCAAGUCUCUGUGUUGAGACCUGCAAUAGGGGAACAUGAGAACUAUUGUGAAUUUGAGAAGAAAAUCUGUGAAGGAUGCCACGAAGUCGUUAAAAAGAGUGAACAAGCUAUUCAUAAUUGCUUCAAGAAUAUUAAUCAGAGGAUGGUCAAUUUAGAGCAAAUGGUAAAAGAUACAAUGUCAAAAUUAGAAAAUCCUGCAGAGGGGUCAGAUAACGAUAAGUCUAAAGCUCCUAUGUGUGUGAGACAUGAGUACAUUCAGGACUAUUCAUUAGAGUUCAGUAUCUAUCAUCACCCUCAAAAUCACUAUCAAAUAACUCUACCAAAAGAUAAUCUCCCAAUGAGUGAGGAUGCUAGAUCCUUGAUUUUGAGAGUAGUAGUUAACGACUGAGAAGUGUCUAAACUUUUCUCCAGAUGUAUCAUUAAGCAAGCUGGAAGCGCCCAGGGAAUCAAUCUCUCUAACCAUAUUAUGCCACAAAAGGGUGCUCCUUUGAUUUUUGAGACAUUCAUGCCUUGGUCAAAUGAGAAUCCAGCACAGAUAAGCAUCGAAUGGGAAAGAAAUAUGCACCAUAUGCAUGAGUCUCAAAGUUAUUAUGGAUCUGGGCAUGAGACUCACUCUAUGAUUCCAGGAACAGGAGCUCCUCACUAUCACGAUCCUUAUACAACUUCUCGCUCUCAUAGCCCUAUAAAUGCGCCUAUCGCUGCUACUCAAAUGCCUGACCUGAGCAACAAGGGUGGGCCUCAGGCUCAAGAGUUGACUCAAGGGACCAUUUUCAUUGGAAUUUCUGGAUACUUAGAAUAA
Messenger RNA from Moneuplotes crassus, 2340 nucleotides. Lineage: Eukaryota; Ciliophora; Spirotrichea; Euplotida; Euplotidae. The record is from the annotation of a GenBank genome assembly.